CAGCGAGACUGGAGCGGGCUGCGGGGAGAGCGCACGCGGCGGCGGCGGCGGCGGACCGGCUGGGGCUGCUGACCGGGGGAGCCGGCGGGCGCCUCUGCCCGGAUCCCCCUCUUGGCAUGAGACGCAGUUGCUGACCGCGGACCGACCGACAGAGCGGAGGCCGGACUGCAGGCGGCGGCGGGAGAUGGGCGGCGGCCGCUGCGCCCCGGGCCGGGCUCUGAUCCUGCUGCUGCUGGCGCUGGGGCUCCCCCGGUCCCAAGCCGAGAGCCCCGCGCCGCCCGCGCUCUGCGCUCCCAGCGCCUCCGGGACACAACCGCGGCCGCCGGACCUGCAGCCCAAUUGCACCGCGCCGCCUGUCCUGUGGCUCUGCCCGGCACUGUCGCCAGCCCGCGGCCUCUGGGCGCACCUGCUUGGGCCGCUGUGCGGCGACGCGGCGGCAGCGGCUAAGGGCGCGGGCGGGCAAGUGUUGCUGCUCAGCCGCCUUCUGGUGGCCCAGGAUCCGGGCGGUCGCUUCCGCAGGGGACGGAGCCGGGCGCUGUGCUUGGAGCCGGGCUCCCGCAUUCCUCUCCCGCCGGCCAGCGCGUGGGAAGGCUGCCACCUGCGGUGCAGGGUGCGAGGCGGCGACGGCGGCAGGAGCCUCCGGGCCCACCCCCGCGGCGGGGAGCUGAUCCUGGCGCCGCCGCGGGCCACGUGCCUCCGCUCCGGGCACCCGCUGCGCCUGGGGCUGCUGUGCGAGCGCUGCGCGGAGGAAGGCCCGACGGCGGUGGUGCGCUGGAGCCUGGGCCUGGGCUCCUCUCGGAGCGAGCUGGAGAAGCUGUGGCUGGCGGAGGGGGGCCGCCGGGACCCGGGGAGCAGCCGGCGGAGGCGCAACGUCAACGCCAGCCCGCAGUUCCAGAAGCCCACCUACCAGGUGUCGGUGCCGGAGAACAGGCCCGCCGGCACUGCUGUGAUUUUGUUGGGGGCUGCAGACCCUGAUGAGGGCGAGUGGGGCCGCUUGGACUACUCCAUGGAUGCCCUGUUUGAUAGCCGUUCCAACAGCUUCUUUGCCAUUGACCCCCAGACUGGCGCGGUGACCACAGUGGAGGAGCUGGACAGAGAAACCAAAAGCACCCACGUGUUCCGUGUCACUGCCACCGACCACGGCGUGCCACGCCGCACGGCCCUGGCCACCCUCACAAUCACAGUCAGUGAUACUAAUGACCACGAUCCUGUUUUUGAGCAGCAAGAAUACAAAGAGAACAUGCGGGAGAACCUGGAGGUUGGCUAUGAAGUGUUGACGGUGAGAGCCACGGAUGGUGAUGCCAGCCCCAAUGCCAACAUCCUGUACCGUAUCUUGAAUAGUAAUGGGUCCAACAGGAUAUUUGAGAUCGAUCCAAAGUCUGGGGUCAUCCGCACAAAUGGUCUGGUUGACCGAGAGACUGUAGAGUCUUAUCAGCUAAUAGUGGAAGCCAAUGACCAAGGUAAAGACCCUGGGCCACGUAGUACCACAGCCACAAUCCACAUCACAGUGGAGGAUGACAAUGACAACUCACCGCAGUUCAGUGAGAAACGCUAUGUGGUGCAGGUACCUGAGAAUGUGGUCUCAAAUACUCACAUCCUACGGGUAAAUGCGACAGACCGUGACAAAGGUAGCAAUGCUCUAGUGCAUUAUAGCAUUAUGAGUGGCAACACUCGGGGGCAGUUCUACAUUGAUGCCCAGACAGGCAACAUUGACGUGGUCAGCCAGCUUGAUUAUGAGAUGAAUAAAGAAUAUACCCUUCGCAUUAGGGCCCAGGAUGGAGGAAGGCCCCCGCUCUCCAACAUCAGUGGACUGGUGACCAUUCAGGUGCUGGACGUAAAUGAUAACGCUCCUAUCUUUGUCAGUACCCCUUUCCAGUCCACAGUCCUAGAGAAUGUGCCUGUUGGCUAUUCUGUCAUCCACAUCCAAGCCAUUGAUGCAGAUUCUGGGGAGAAUGCCCGGCUAGAAUAUGCUCUGGUUGACACGAGCUCUGAUUUCCCCUUUACUAUCAACAACAACACAGGAUGGAUAGUGGUAGCCUCCGAAUUGGAUCGUGAGGCGGUGGACUUUUACAAUUUUGGUGUUGAGGCCCGAGACCAUGGCAUCCCAUCAAUGACUUCUUCAGCCAGUGUCAGCAUUACUGUCUUGGAUGUUAAUGACAAUAAUCCUGAAUUCACCCAAAAGGAAUAUGCUGUGCGUCUGAAUGAAGAUGCUGCUGUAGGCACCAGUGUCCUUACAGUCUCUGCUAUUGAUUGGGAUGUCAACAGUGUCAUCACCUACCAGAUCACCAAUGGAAACACCCGUAACCGCUUUUCCAUCACCAGUCAGAGUGGUGGUGGUCUUAUCACUUUGGCCCUACCCUUGGAUUACAAAUUAGAGCGCCAGUAUCUGCUUACUAUCACAGCUUCUGAUGGUACUCGGUUGGACACAGCACAAGUCUUUGUCAAUGUGACUGAUGCCAACACCCAUCGUCCAGUGUUCCAGAGCUCCCAUUAUACUGUUAACAUCAAUGAGGACCGGCCCGUGGGCACCACAGUAGUGAUCAUUAGUGCUACAGAUGAGGAUACUGGGGAGAAUGCUCGCAUCACUUACUUCAUGGAAGACAGCAUCCCUCAGUUUAAGAUUGACAUGGACACUGGUGCUGUCACUACCCAGAUGGAACUGGAUUAUGAGGAUCAGGUGUCAUAUACUCUUGCAAUUACAGCCAGGGACAAUGGUAUCCCACAGAAAUCAGACACCACCUACCUGGAAAUAUUAGUCACUGAUGUAAAUGACAAUGCACCCCAGUUCUUAAGAGAUGGCUACCAAGGUUCUGUAUAUGAGGAUGUCCCAGCCUUCACUAGUGUCUUGCAGGUUUCUGCUACUGACCGAGACUCUGCCAUGAAUGGUAGGGUGUUCUAUACCUUUCAGGGUGGAGAUGAUGGGGAUGGAGAUUUCAUAAUUGAAUCCACCUCAGGCAUUGUUAGAACUUUGCGUAGGCUAGACAGGGAGAAUGUCCCCCUGUAUGAGCUUAGGGCAUAUGCAGUUGAUAAGGGUGUACCAGCCUUGAGAACUCCCGUUGAUGUCCAUAUCACAGUCCUUGAUGUCAAUGAUAACCCUCCAGUCUUUGAACGGGAUGAGUUUGACAUCUUCAUUGAGGAGAAUAGCCCCAUUGGUUUAGUGGUGGCUCGGAUCACAGCCAGUGACCCAGAUGAGGGCACCAAUGCCCAGAUCAUGUACCAGAUAGUAGAGGGUAACAUUCCUGAGGUCUUCCAGCUUGACAUCUUCUCAGGAGAACUGACAGCACUGAUGGAUUUAGAUUAUGAAGCCAAGUCUGAAUAUGUCAUUGUGGUACAGGCCACAUCAGCUCCACUGGUGAGUCGGGCUACUGUGCAUGUCCGCUUACUGGAUAAGAAUGACAACGUACCUGUCCUGAAGAACUUUGAAAUCAUCUUCAAUAACUACAUCACAAACAAGUCCAGCAGUUUCCCUACAGGGGUGAUAGGCAUGAUUCCGGCCUAUGACCCGGAUGUCUCUGAUAAUCUUACCUAUAGUUUUGAACAGGGCAAUGAACUGAAACUGGUGCUUCUGAACCACAGCACUGGAGAGCUGCGUCUGAGCAGGGCCCUGGAUAACAACAGGCCUUUGGAGGCAAUCAUGAGAGUUUCUGUUUCAGAUGGAAUCCACAGUGUGACUGCCCAGUGCACACUUCAAGUGACCAUCAUCACAGAUGAAAUGCUAACCAACAGUAUUACCUUGCGGCUAGAGAACAUGUCGCAGGAACGUUUCCUUUCUCCUCUGUUGGCCCUCUUCCUUGAAGGAGUGGCUACUGUGCUGUCUGCUCCUCGUGACCAUGUUGUCCUUUUCAACAUCCAGAAUGAUACAGAUGUGCAAGCUGCACAGAUCCUUAAUGUCAGUCUCUCAGUGUCAUUGCCAGAUGGAAUCCAUGGGGGCCACUAUAUUCCUUCAGAGGACCUGCAGGAGCGACUUUACCUCAACCGCACACUCCUGGCAGCCAUCUCAGAGCAGCGAGUAUUGCCUUUUGAUGACAACAUUUGUCUGCGGGAGCCCUGUGAGAAUUACAUGCGUUGUGUCUCAGUGCUGAAGUUUGACAGCUCAGCACCCUUCAUUGCUUCUGAUACCAUCCUUUUCCGACCCAUCCAUCCUGUCAAUGGUCUACGCUGCCGCUGCCCGCUUGGCUUCACUGGUGACUAUUGCGAGACUGAGAUUGAUCUCUGUUAUUCUAACCCCUGUGGAAACAAUGGACACUGCCAAAGCCGUGAAGGAGGUUAUACAUGCGAGUGUCAAGAGGGAUACACUGGGCAGAACUGUGAGGUGAACUCGCGCCUGGGUCGCUGCACACCGGGGGUCUGCAAGAAUGGUGGCACCUGUGUCAAUCUGCUGGUAGGUGGGUUUAAGUGUGAUUGCCUGUCCGGACACUACGAGAAGCCCUACUGCCAGAUGAGCACUCGCAGCUUCCCUGGGCAUUCCUUCAUCACCUUUAAGGGCCUACGCCAGCGUUUCCACUUCACCAUCACUCUCACGUUUGCCACUAAGGAACGGGACGGGAUGCUCCUGUACAAUGGACGUUUCAAUGAACGCCAUGACUUUGUUGCACUGGAGAUUGUGCAGGAGCAAGUGCAGCUGACCUUCUCAGCAGGAGAGUCAACGAGCACAGUCUUUCCAUUCAUUCCCGGGGGUGUGAGUGAUGGGCAGUGGCACACUGUUCACCUGCACUACUACAACAAGCCUGUCAUGGGCAAAUCCGGAGUUCCUCAGGGGCCCUCUGAUCAGAAGGUGGCUGUGGUGACAGUGGAUGACUGCGACACUUCAGUGGCCUUGAAGUUCGGGCCCAUCCUGGGAAACUAUUCUUGCUCAGCUCAAGGGACCCAGUCGGGCACUAAGAAGUCCCUGGAUCUGACCGGUCCAUUGUUAUUAGGUGGCGUUCCUGAUCUGCCCGAGAGUUUCCCUGUACGGAAUCGGCACUUUGUAGGCUGUAUGCGGGACUUCCUGAUUGAUAAUCAAGAGGUGGACAUGGCAGACUUCAUUGCCAACAAUGGGACUGUGCCUGGCUGUUCAGCAAAGAAGAAUGUGUGUGACAGCAACACAUGCCACAAUGGAGGCACAUGUGUCAACCAGUGGAACACCUUCAGUUGUGAGUGCCCUCUGGGUUUUGGAGGCAAGAACUGCAAGCAAGAAAUGGCUAGUCCCCAGCACUUCUUGGGCAACAGUGUGGUGAACUGGAGUAAUUUGGCAUUAGUCAUUACACUUCCGUGGCACAUUGGAUUCAUGUUCCGUACGAGGCAGGGCAGUGGUGUCCUCCUACAUGCUACGGCUGGGCAGCAUUCUACCAUCACCCUGCUGCUGAGCGAGGGAAACGUGCUGAUGACUGUGUACCGUGCCAACAGCCAGGUCUCAGCACUGCGGCUGCACCAGGUGAAAGUGAAUGAUGGCGACUGGCACCACCUGCAGUUGGAACUUCACAACAGCAGGGACAUCCCAGAGGCCCAGUGCCUAGCCAUCAUGGCCUUUGAUUAUGGCAUCCAUCAGGCGGUGGCCAACAUCAGCAGUGAGUUACAUGGACUGAAAGUGCGGACUCUGAGUAUUGGCGGCUUUCUGGGAGAGGAGAAGGAAGUGCAGCAGGGCUUCCGUGGCUGCAUGCAGGGCUUACGAAUGGGUGAGACAUCAGCCAGUGCUGUGGCCCUGAAUGUAAACCAAGCUGAAAAGGUGAAUGUGGAACGGGGCUGCAUCAUCACUGACCCCUGUGACUCUAACCCAUGUCCUGUAAAUAGCUACUGCAAUGACGACUGGGAUAGUUACUCGUGCAGCUGUGAUCCAGGUUACUAUGGUGACAGUUGCACUAACGUCUGCUCCCUCAAUCCUUGUGAGCAUCAAGCCACGUGUGUCCGCAAGCCCAGCUCAUCCCAUGGCUACACCUGUGAGUGUCCUGACAACUACUUUGGGCCCUACUGCGAGAACAAGCUUACUCAGCCCUGCCCUCGAGGAUGGUGGGGGCAUCCUAUAUGUGGACCCUGCAACUGUGACAUUGACAAAGGCUUUGAUCCUGACUGCAACAAAACCACUGGAGAAUGUCAUUGCAAGGAGAACCACUACCGACCGGCGGACAGUGCUGUGUGUUUGCUUUGUGACUGCUACCCCACAGGCUCGCUGUCUCGCACUUGUGAAUCUGAGACUGGGCUGUGUUCCUGCAAGCCUGGUGUGAUUGGACGCCGCUGUGACCACUGUGACAAUCCCUUUGCAGAAGUUACCAUCAAUGGCUGUGAAGUGAACUAUGACAGCUGCCCCCGUGCUAUUGAAGCUAACAUUUGGUGGCCCCGUACCCGCUUUGGCCUGCCUGCAGCUGCCCCAUGCCCCAAGGGAUCUGUCGGGACUGCUAUACGGCACUGUGAUGAGCACAAGGGCUGGCUGGCUCCCAACCUCUUUAACUGCACUUCACUGACUUUUGCUACUCUCAAGGGCUUUGCAGAGCGGUUUUUGCGGAAUGAGUCACUGCUGGACACAGAGCAGUCUCAGCGGAUAGCCCUGCAACUUCGCAAUGCUACGCAGUAUACAGUCAACUUCUUUGGCAGUGACAUCAAGGUGGCUUAUCACCUCUCAGCCCAGCUCCUGAAACAUGAAAGCACCCAAGAAGGCUUUGGCUUGGCCGCUACACAGGAUGUUCACUUCACUGAGAACCUGCUCAAAGUGGGCAGUGUCCUACUGGAUGCCAGCAACAAGCGGCAUUGGGAAUUGAUCCAGCAGACUGAGGGGGGCACAGCUCAGCUGCUCAGACACUUUGAGGACUAUGCCAGCACUCUGGCCCAGAACAUGCGCAAGACAUACCUGAGCCCCUUCACCAUCAUCACACCCAACAUUGUCAUCUCUGUAGUGAGGCUGGAGAAGAUGAACUUUGCUGGCGCAAAGCUACCUCACUAUGAGGCUGUCCGGGGCGAGAAACCUGCGGACCUGGAGACAAGUGUCAUCCUUCCUGAGAGUGUAUUCAAGGCUCCUGAAAGCAAAGCACCAACUAUGACCAAUGCCAAGCAUCUCCCCGGGGGUGGUGAGGACGAAGAAGCCACCCUGAUGACAAGACAGAAGAGGCACCCAGAUCUCAGCGAGGGCCAGGCCAUUGCCAGUGUCAUCAUCUAUCGCACGCUUGCAGGGCUGCUUCCAGAGCAGUACGACACAGACAAGCGGAGCUUGAGGGUUCCCAAGCGCCCCAUCAUCAACACCCCAGUAGUGAGCAUCAACAUCCAUGAUAACGAUGCCCUGAUGCAACGGGCCUUGGAGAAACCUAUCACCGUCCAGUUCCGGCUGCUGGAAACUGAGGAGCGAACCAAGCCCAUCUGUGUCUUCUGGAACCACUCCAUCCUGGUCAGUAGGGUUGGUGGCUGGUCAGCCAAGGGGUGUGAUGUUGUCUUCAGGAACGAGACCCAUGUCAGCUGCCAGUGUAAUCACAUGACCAGUUUUGCUGUGCUGAUGGACGUUUCUCGCAGAGAGAAUGGCGAGAUCCUUCCCCUGAAGACCAUCACCUAUGCCUCUAUUGCUGUGACCCUGGGCAGCCUCUUACUUACUUUCUUCUUCCUGGCUGGCCUACGUGCCUUACGAUCCAACCAGCACAGCAUCCACAAGAAUCUAGUGGUGGCACUGUUUCUUUCUGAGCUUAUCUUCCUGCUGGGCAUCAACCAAGCUGAUCUACCAUUUGCCUGCACGGUCAUUGCUAUCUUGUUGCAUUUUCUGUACAUGUGCACCUUUGCCUGGGCACUACUGGAAGCACUGCAUAUCUACCGCAUGCUGAGUGAGGUGCGCGACAUCAACUAUGGCCCCAUGCGCUUCUACUACAUGGUUGGCUGGGGAGUUCCAGCAUUUAUUACAGGGCUUGCUGUGGGUCUGGACCCUGAAGGCUAUGGAAACCCAGACUUCUGUUGGCUCUCCAUCUAUGAUACUCUGAUCUGGAGCUUCGCUGGACCCAUCGUUUUUGCUGUUGCGAUGAGUGUCUUCCUCUAUGUCCUGGCCACCAAGGCUACUUGUGCUGCUCAGCAACAGGGUUUUGAGAAGAAGGGGACAGUCUCUGGUCUGCGCUCCGGCUUCGUCUCUCUGCUGCUGAUCAGUGUCACCUGGUUUCUGGCCCUGCUGUCUGUCAACAGUGAUGCCAUCCUCUUCCACUACCUCUUUGCUGGCUUUAACUGCAUCCAGGGACCCUUAAUUUUCUUCCUCUGUGUCGUAUUUUGCAAAGAAGUGCGGAAGGCUCUCAAGUCCAGUUGUGGCAAAAAGCACAGCACAGACCCCACACUCACCACCAAAUCUACUUUGACAGCGGCUUACAACUGUAACAACACGUAUGUUGACGGGCAAUUGUACCACACACCCUUUGGAGACUCCACAGGAUCUUUGCACAGCACUGUCCGCUCAGGCAAGAGUCAGCAUAGCUACAUUCCAUUUGUGCUCAGAGAGGAGUCCGGCUUGAACAACAGCCAGUUACACAUUGGGCCUAUGGAUCCCAACUCACUCUUCUUGGAAGCCAAGGAUCAGAACAAUGAACGUGACACUGACUCAGACAGUGACCUCUCUCUGGAGGAUGAUCAGAGUGGUUCCUAUGCUUCUACCCACUCCUCAGACAGUGAAGAAGAUGAAGAAUUUGCGAGGGAGCCCUGCUGGGAGAAUUUGCUGUGCCCUAACAAUGAAAAAAUGCCAGCACACAGCACUCCAAAAGCAGACAACCUUUCUGGUCCUGGCAAACCAUACUGGCCAGGAGACUUUGUGACCACUGCUAGCGAGAGUGAUGGACAUGCUGGGUCUGAGAAGCUACAUGUGGAGCCUAUGGGCAAGAAUGAUUGGCUGGGGCAGGCAGCGGAAGCUCCCAGGGAGAAUGGAGAGACACAGACCAGGGAGAGCAUCUUGAGCUCACUGCCUCACCCUGCUGCCCAGCCCCAGAAAGGCAUCUUGAAGAAGAAGUGCCUGCCACCCAUCAGUGAGAAGAACAGCAUUCAGCGUAUCCACAACAAGCUGUCCAGCUGCCGCUCAGGGAUGGUUUCUUCACAUGGCUCUUCAGGCAGUGAUGGCAGUCGUGGGGGAGGGGCACCACGGCCCCGCCAGACACUCCAGGAGCAGCUCAAUGGCCUUACACCAAUUGCCAUGAGUAUAAAGACUGGCACAGUGGAUGAGGACUCCUCGGGCUCCGAAUUUCUGUUUUUUAAUUUUCUCCAUUAACACACGAGCCCCAGGGGGGUGCUUUGCCCAGACCUGCUCAUGAACAUGCUCAUAUGUUUGUGUUUCCCCCUUUCCCGUCUCGCUUUGUGUUUGAUCACUGAGCAGGAGUGAUGAAACGUCAAUCUGACGCCGCACGCACCAGACUCUUUCUCUCGUGCAUUGGCCAGUCCGGGAGCUUAGGAUUGCUCUCAAACCGCAGCGAGGAAUGUUGUCUCCUUCCGUCCGGCCCAGCCCUUCAUGGCCUGGGUAGCCGGACCCACUAUAUGUAGUGCCAAAUGAAACUGACUGGCCACCCUGGCACCAGGGCCGUGGCAGGUCCCAGGAGACAGACCUACUUGAACAGAUGCACUUUGAAACAUUGUACAAUGGACAGAAACCCAAACUUGACCACCUCCAAGUCUUCAGGGAUUUUCAUGCUUUGUUCCCCAGCCUGGAACUGUUGCGUGUCUGGAAUAUUUUUCUUAUCUUUCCAGUUGGUCAGGAGAGCCUCAACAGCAACCACAUGCCUGGGCCUCUGGAAAUGCUUUACUGUACAGAUUUUGCAUAUCUGACAGUGCGGCUGAGUAGGGAUCAGUGUGCUUGAAAAUAGAUGCCACUAGGGGGCACAGAACAUUGUAGCUUUUAGCCUGAUGUGGCCAAUCAGAAAUGGCACAAAUUUUGGAGGGGCAGGACACUGCUCUGACUGUCUCCUAAGACUGGGGAACUUUGGAUUAAGGCCUGAGAUCACAGCACCAUGAGGUCUCUGUUCGGCAUUAUGUAGGCACUACAGGCAGACUCUGCAUUAAAGCUGACCUCCCUAAAAGCCCAAUCCCAGGAGAUAGCCCUGGCCUCCCUCUGCAUUAGGGGUGUGGUUUUGCCGUUACAGGAGGAGUUAAAAGAUACCUCCAGGAACAACUGGUGGAUGUUAACACAGUGGGCAAGUCAGUCUCCAUUUGUUUGGCACAUCGGAGAGAUGUGGGGCUGAAAUACUGACUGCCACACCAAGCGUUUGCAGAAUUGAGAAAGGCUGACUAUCAGGAAAAGAAAAUCCAAUAAUUUUUUCUUCUUCAUCAUCCAAAUAAUUUCCUGUAUAAAGACUUGAGCGCUCCCUGCAUAAUAGCACUCAACACCAUCUGUUCUGGCCCACGGAAAAGAAAAGUGUUUUUUGAUUGUGUUACUUAAAGAAGUGGUAAAGUUUGUAACAAAAAACCCAGAGCCAGUUCCCCAGGAUGCUGCAUAUAUCUAUUGACUCCGCAGGUCUGCAUUGGCUGAGAAAUCUUGCCCCUUCUCUGGCAAGUUGCUCACCUCAGACUUGGUGAUCCAGAUGGCACAAUGGAACCAGAGAACUCUGUGGGACUUGUUCUGACUGGUGUUAGAACCUGAUACAGAAGACUGGCAUCAGUGGAAGUGCUCCCUCUUGGACCACAAAAACCAACUUUUUGAACCACUUGAUUGUGGCAGCCACCUCUCCAAGCUCAGCCUGCCAAUUCAGUGACUUGGCCCCAUUGAGACUGCUCUGAGAGGCAUCCCACAAGGUGCUGAGCACUGUGGGAGUGGCCUGCUGAGCCAUCUGUCCAUGCUGCAAUUAUUUUCAUAGAAAACGACAAAAAGAAAAAAGUCCUCUUGACCAGUCAGCAUCUGCUCCCUGUGUUGCUGGACUGGAGCACGGAUGCUGCCUUGAUGUCUCCCAAUAGCGCCCGACUCGCACGCCGACAGGGUGCUGCCUUUCUGCCUCAGAAGCCUUCAUUUUUUUCUACACUCAGCCAAGCCAGAUGCCUGCUCAUCAGGGGGGAUUUUCAUGCUGGGGUCCUUUUGGAAAGUUUUUUAUAAUGUUCCUGGGAAAGAGAUUUUUCUGAUAAGGGAAUGGGAAAAGAGGGGGGCAGCUUGGGGAGGGGUGAAGGUACUGUUUAUUUUGAUGUACAUUUUUUUAUUUGACCACUGCUGAAGGAUGUUCUAAUUUAAAGGGAUGAAAAGCUGUCUGGGUUACAACUUUUAGCUUUGUAGCUAUAUUAAGUCUUGUUAGACUCUGCCAUGCUUUACCGACUUAGCCAAGGUUUGCACAAGGAGGAGUUAAUUGGAACUUUGAUGAUCUUCAGGGCUUGGCUGACCCAAGGAUGGCGUUCUCAAAAUGAGCCAUCUCCUGUCAUCGCCUCUGGAAAUCUGGCCGUUGCCGUCCAGCCUUUUGGGGCCUCCUUGCAAAUUCCUAGCCCUUUCUUGGAAUCUUUUAAUUUAACAAGAUGUGAUGCUUUUCAAUGUGUCUUGUCAGCCUGGCACGUCCGUCGCAGCUGCUGUGUGUGUGAACAACAACGUUAAGCCGACAGGAGAUCAGUUUCAACGCAGCCUCCUAUGUAGGGUAAUUGAUCUAAUGCAUUUUGUUUCCAUCAGAAGGUAUCCAGUUCAAGCCUAGUUCAAAGAAUGAGAGAGAUGUUUUUUCCCCAAUGUACAAGGAGAAGCAAUUGAAUUCUAGCUGGGGAGGAGGGAAUCUAUGCUGCCCUGACCAUCAGUUCCGCAUAAGUUAACUCCUGUUCUGUCAGCCUAAGGAGAGUGGUGACUCAUCUGGAAAUCAAAAGCCCAGCUAAGGAAUUAUAUGUGUACUCUCUCCACUCUCCUGGUAGGUGAUUUACCAUAAUAUUGCAGCAUUAAAAGGCAAGCCGUGCUUUGGGUCAUCACACAAGUAGACCAUGUCCUCCUUCAGGAGCCUCAUGGGUAAGACUGUUGAUGCCUCAGCCAGUACAGAAUGGGACACUCCUAUUGGCCCUAUAGCUAGUAUACCAAAACCUCCCAGGGGGGAAAACGUAUUCUGAUCAACUGUACUCACCUGACAUAAAGAGAUGCAGCAGAGAAAUUGGCAUGGAUGAAAGCAAGCAAGAAAGCUCCCCACCCCACCCCACCCCCAGUUCCCAUUGCCAACUCACGGAGCAAGAGUAAAUAAUAGAUUGAAUCUCCGUGUGUGUGUGUGAUCAGUGUGAAAUUUAAGAAUCCGCUCUGCAGAUGUGAAUGAAAAAUGGGAGGCAGAAUUAAUGGCUACUGUACAAAUGUCUUCCAUAAAGGACGCCCCCCCCCCUUCCUGGGCUAUAGUUCUCUGGAUGGCCUUUGCCAAUGUUGUUCCCUUUUUGGGGUGGCAUGGUAGGCAAAUACCCAGGAGCUGAAGCCUUCCUGAUCAUUGCAGGCACACGUUGAGAAAAGAGCCACUUGUGGAGUUUUUGUCUCUCACAUAAUUGUUAAAGGUACAGGAGCUGUGCCAGAAAAAGACCUUGGCCAGUUCUGUCUCCAGUUCCUCACAAUACCUCAAACCAGUGGUGGGAUUAAAAUAAUUUAACAACGGGUUGUUUACAAGCACCAUUUUAACAACUGGUUCUGCCGAAGUAGUGUGAACCUGCUGAAUCCCACCACUGCCUCAAACCCUGAUUUGCCACCCAUAUCGGUCCUACAACAAGUGUACAAACUAGCCUGUGAUACCAAUGUCCUAUGCAAGAUGUGUGUUUUUUUCUGUCAUAUGGAGACUGCAGGAGUGGCCCAAAGGAGUCGGGGUCACUGAGCUCUCCUGUCAUGACUUCUGGAAAAAAGGUCUUCAGCCUGUGACUAUGCCCCAAAUAGGACAGACAUUGAGUGGGUGGGAAUUCCCCUCAAUUAGUGACGAAGGAUAAAUUGUCAGGAUAGUUGUUGUUUUUAAAGUCGCUGAUUGGGAGGGGUUGGGUUCCCAUGGGAAACUUCAUGAAAUAACUGAGCUUCUGCUUCAUCGCAUCACUGGUAUCACUUAGCCUUUUCAAACCCAUGCGCUGCCAUGGAGAGAAAACACAGCUCACCUGUUGGCUAUUUCACCUGUGGAGAAGAUGUGAUAGGCAUGUCUGCUUUUUAAUUUAUUUGUAAUUGGUUUUUUUAAUAUAUAAAUAUAUUAACUGGAGAGUGUCUAUCCGAAACUGUGCCAUCUGAGGAGGGCUGGAAUAAAUAUGGGGGAGGGUUCGGGGGGGGGGGGGGAUACAUGUCAUCAGCACCUGAAGCAUUAAGAGGUACAGAGAAGAAAAUGUGUGCACCCUGUCCGUCAUCAAAACCUGAUCAUUGUCUUAUGGGUUGGGAGAGACACCAUGAAACUUCUGGAAGAGGGGGAGACAAAUUAACUGAUGCGCGAACGGUAUAUUGGGUUUUCAGAGUCUGUUCAUUAGCAGCUGCUGUGAAACUGCAAUUACAGACUUUGACUAUACUCUUCUCAAAACUAAGCACACCUUUUACUGCACAGGUAAUGAAUAAUCACCACUGUCUAAACCUGCACUUUGCUGAUCAUAGGCCCAGGACCAUAGUAUGUUAACAGCAAAAAAUCAGUGGUUUUGCCAGAGGCAGGUAGGAUUAUCUUCUUCUUCCUGAUAGUGCUCCAAUACCUGAAAUAGCUGCACAAUGUAUAGGAUUCCAGCAGAUUUUUAAAAUUCUGCUUCCAGGCUAGGGAAAGCCAAACCUGUUUAGUUUCUACCUGGCAAGCAACUGUAAGAAGCCAAGGAGCCGUGGCAGGAAAAAAGGGGCAUUCUACCAUUCCUGAGAAUACCAGAUGUCCCACCAUCAGCUACCUGGGCAAGGGGAGGGGGCACAGCAUGAAGAAAGAGAGCCAGCUGUUCCUGCAAAGGAUAAUGUUUUGAUAAAUAUUGAUAUGCUACUGGCUAUCUUUGGUGCUAAUGGUUGGCCCCUCCUACCCUAAAUAAUAAAAAUCAUAGUUCUGUU
This is a messenger RNA of Sphaerodactylus townsendi, 13876 nucleotides long. It is a transcript of the gene CELSR2, whose product is annotated as cadherin EGF LAG seven-pass G-type receptor 2. Gene Ontology annotation, biological process: G protein-coupled receptor signaling pathway; homophilic cell-cell adhesion; cell surface receptor signaling pathway. The coding region runs from base 185 to 9187 and encodes 3000 amino acids. The record is from RefSeq and is a predicted model, not a curated record. Gene Ontology annotation, molecular function: calcium ion binding; G protein-coupled receptor activity. Lineage: Eukaryota; Metazoa; Chordata; Lepidosauria; Squamata; Sphaerodactylidae. Gene Ontology annotation, cellular component: plasma membrane. The transcript has 35 exons.